AGUAUAUCUACUUUGUACCGUGAUCAACACCGCGCUGAUAAUGGCACGUUUUGGUUGUUUAGGUCGCCUUUGUUCUAGGAAACCAUUGUGUUAUAGAUACUUUGUAUUGUCAACCAUUGAAAGGAAAACUCGCUGCAAGAUAUUUUUAGCUUUCCGGGUACCUGCUUCAUCCACUUCGGUGGACUACACGAUUGGCAAUGCUGAAAUCCUUCUUCAGAACGGAUUCCGUUUAAGGGAGGGCGAAUUGGUAGCGGACAUAUCCGAGAGGUUAAAAAGAGGCUAUGUUAACCUGGACGGAGAGGGGUCAAGGGUACUUGACCACUAUGCCUCCAAUGGCAUGCUCUGCAUCCUCAAGCGGUACCAUCGUCCCGAGGAUGCAGUGAGUAUUCAUUUUGAGCAGCGAUGCAGCAACGAGAUAACUUCUGUACAGAAGCUGAGGAAAUCCAAACACGUGGUUACAUUCUUGGAAACGUUUGACUAUGACGGUUUUACUUAUUUUGCUAUGGAAUAUCUAUGGCGUGGCAGUUUAUGGUCACUGAUACGUCGUGUUGAUGCUUUGGACCUGGACACUGCCAAGUCAUUCGCUUUACAGUUAGCCAAUGCCAUAGGCGAUAUGCACUCUAAAUCCAUUGCUCAUCGUGACCUUACUUCUAGUAAUAUCAUGAUCGGUCCUGGUGGGCAACUUAAGAUAAUCGACUUUAAUUUGUGCAAGCCUAUAGCUUGCGGAGAUCACCGUAUGCACUCAUUUGUCGGGACCUACUGCUCAAUGCCUCCUGAAGUUUUACUCUGCAACCCUGAGAUCACAUCACCUGAGGCAAACGCCUACUACGGCCGGGAGGUAGACUGGUGGUACUUCGGGUCGUUGUUAUACGAGAUGCUUACGGGCAAACGGCCGUUUAUAACGGAUGACGGGGCCUCUGGGAGUGAAUUUUAUAAUACAGUAGCUCGGAGUCCAUCGUCCAUUGACUUUAGUGGCAUAAAGGACGCUGCGGCUCGUGACCUCGUGGAGCGCCUGUUGAAUGCAGUGCCCUCUGAGAGGCUGGGAUCAACUGGCGGUGUAAAGGCAGUGACACAGCACCAGUUCUUCAAGGGUGUGGAUACGCAACUAUCAUCGAUAUCGACUGUAACUGACUUCAUAGAUGCUCGUGUAUUUGAAUGCAUUAAGGUCAUUAUCUCCGAUGAUAAGGAUCCAUAAUAUCUGACCUAUAAUGCUGGUGCUAGCUGCGCUCCACUUUGUGAUGGUGUACGCAC
This is a messenger RNA of Babesia bovis T2Bo, 1251 nucleotides long. RefSeq names its product protein kinase domain containing protein. Gene Ontology annotation, molecular function: protein kinase activity; ATP binding. NCBI's taxonomy places the organism in Eukaryota, Apicomplexa, Aconoidasida, Piroplasmida, Babesiidae. Gene Ontology annotation, biological process: protein phosphorylation. The transcript has 4 exons. The coding region runs from base 41 to 1195 and encodes 384 amino acids. The record is from RefSeq and is a predicted model, not a curated record.